Molecule: messenger RNA, 2434 nt
Organism: Mus pahari (shrew mouse)
Lineage: Eukaryota; Metazoa; Chordata; Mammalia; Rodentia; Muridae
Gene: Samd8
Product: sterile alpha motif domain containing 8
Exons: 6
Coding region: 230-1528 (432 amino acids)
Biological process (GO): ceramide biosynthetic process
Cellular component (GO): Golgi membrane; endoplasmic reticulum membrane
Molecular function (GO): sphingomyelin synthase activity; ceramide cholinephosphotransferase activity; protein binding
Source: RefSeq, a predicted model, not a curated record
GCUGCUGGCGGCACGGCUCCGAAGGGGCCGGAGCGAUGCCCGCUGGUAGCCGAGCCGGCUCCCGCCUGCGCUCCGGCUCCCUGCCCCGGCCUUCGCGGCUGUUUCUCGAGGCGCUGCGCCCCGCCUACGCGCCGAGGACCCGGGACUCCGACGGCGCCUUAGACACCGGCUCCGAGCUGGGUCCCGGCAGCCGGGCUCCCACCGCGGAGGUGAGCGGGCGCCGAGGCUGAUGAGAGGGGAGAUUGGGGGGCGCCUGCAGCCAAGGGAGGUGGAGAAAGAAAUGGCAGGCCCUAGUCAACUAUGCAUUCGCCGCUGGACUACCAAGCAUGUGGCUGUGUGGCUGAAGGAUGAAGGUUUCUUUGAGUAUGUGGACAUUUUAUGCAACAAGCACCGCCUUGAUGGAAUCACAUUGCUCACGCUGACUGAAUACGAUCUCCGCUCUCCUCCUCUGGAAAUCAAAGUCCUAGGAGACAUUAAACGGUUAAUGCUUUCUGUCCGAAAAUUGCAGAAAAUACAUAUUGAUGUUUUGGAAGAGAUGGGCUACAACAGUGACAGUCCUAUGAGUCCCAUGACUCCAUUCAUCAGUGCUCUUCAGAGUGCAGACUGGCUCUGUAAUGGAGAGCCCACACACAGCUGUGAUGGGCCCAUCCCUGAUUUGAGUUCAGAUCAGUACCAGUACAUGAAUGGCAAGAACAAACAUUCUGCUCGAAGACUGGACCCAGAGUACUGGAAGACCAUCCUGAGUUGUGUAUAUGUUUUUAUAGUAUUUGGGUUUACGUCUUUCAUUAUGGUUAUUGUUCAUGAGCGAGUCCCUGACAUGCAGACCUACCCACCACUCCCAGAUAUAUUCCUAGACAGUGUUCCUAGGAUCCCGUGGGCCUUCUCCAUGACUGAAGUAUGUGGCGUGAUUCUGUGCUACAUUUGGAUCCUGGUUCUCCUCCUUCACAAGCACAGGUCGAUCCUUCUGCGAAGGCUCUGUAGUCUGAUGGGCACUGUAUUCUUGCUUCGCUGCUUUACCAUGUUUGUGACCUCCCUCUCCGUGCCAGGACAGCACCUGCAGUGUACUGGAAAGAUCUAUGGAAGUGUGUGGGAGAAACUCCGCCGGGCAUUUGCCAUCUGGAGCGGCUUUGGGAUGACUCUGACUGGCGUCCACACUUGUGGAGACUACAUGUUCAGCGGCCACACAGUUGUUCUAACCAUGCUGAAUUUCUUUGUCACAGAAUAUACACCAAGAAGCUGGAAUUUCUUGCACACUCUAUCCUGGGUUCUCAACCUCUUUGGAAUCUUCUUCAUCUUGGCUGCUCAUGAACAUUAUUCCAUUGAUGUGUUUAUUGCCUUUUAUAUCACAACAAGACUCUUUUUGUACUACCAUACUCUGGCUAACACCAGAGCAUAUCAUCAGAGUAGGAGAGCGAGAAUUUGGUUUCCUAUGUUUUCUUUCUUUGAAUGCAAUGUUAAUGGCACAGUACCUAAUGAAUAUUGUUGGCCAUUUUCUAAACCAGCAAUAAUGAAAAGACUAAUCGGAUGAAGACUCUCUCUCUGUAAUGAGUUUGUUGUUAAAUAUACAGUAGUUAUGGAAUGAAAAUGAAUACUUUGUCCCAGGCUCCUGGAUACUUUGCAUUUGGCUUCUGUGUUGACAGGUUUCCCGUUCUGAGAAAGGCCGUGACAAAAAACUCAAGAAAGAACACACAAGACUCCUUAUCUAGCUGUUUGAAUGGAGAGGUCAUGGAAAGAGUUUCCACCCCUCACUGUAGGAAGACCCAGUGUGGGAGUGAUGUCAGGCCAUUACCUGUGCAUGCUGGGUGUUUGCUUACUGAACUCAAGCACAUCAGCUUGGGCUAGUUGAAGAAUUUUUACUGAUUUCCAGUAGGACUCAAGUCAAGAAUAUUUUUGAAGCUGGCUUGACUUACCUAGUGAGCCGUUCUCACGUGUUCAUUGAACUAAUCGGUGUCUGUCUGCAAAGUGAGUGUCUUACUGGUAAAUAUGUUUUACCUUUUGAGCCAUUUCAAGAAAAACACAUUGAACACAGCAGCUUUUGUGAAACAAAAGAAUGCAAGGGACACGCUGGUCAGAUGUCACUGGCCUCCCACUAAUGCAGGCACCGGGUCAGCAUUUCAGAACAGGUGCGGCGUCAGUUGCCCUUCCUGAUCUGUUUGGAAGCUUCAGUGUGAACUACAGAAAGGAUUCCUGAGGGGAAGUGGCUGUGCUCCUAGUAGUAAAGUGGUGUCACUGUAGUGCUGUGCGUGUCUGGACUAAAUACUUGUUGUAACUGUUAGUUAGGCAGAUGACAGCCCAAUAUAAUGCUUUUUAAUAAUGUGACUUAAGUGAACACAUGAGUGUUUUACCAGAUGUUAGAGUUCUUACGUCAGUGAGUGAGUAAAUGUGCAUGCAGAGAAUUCUUUUUUUUUUUUUUUUUUUUUGGAGAAAACCAAAA